CCAGGCAGCAGUACGAAAAUUGCUGCAAAGUAAACCGGAACAUACACAGGUAAUGUUACCGUUGCAGGCAAGUUGAAGUAGGUUUAAAUGUCAGUGGAAGUGUGGCACUUACGGUAGCAAGCUGGGCGUGUGCUGGCAGCUAUAAAGUUGCAUCUGGAUGCUUAUGCCUCCGGGUCAGGUUUUUGUAUGUUUUGUUGUUAUAAUGGCUAAUUCUGUCUACUUUGGAAGUUUAACUCUUAGAGCAAAAUAUAUUAACUGUCUUGUCAUAUCAUAUGAUCAGUUUAGGAUUUUUCUUGCUAAUGGCUAUCGUCCAAUGUACUGAAAGACAAACCUUGUGACCAUAUGCAGCACAUACAGCUUUCACUACAUAAAACCAAUGGCAAUGCAAAAUAGUGAAAUGAUAAUCACUAGGAGCUAGCAUUUUCUGGAGGGGCAUACCAAGAAAACUUUUUUGGAAGAGCAAAACUUGGAUAAGCUCGUCAUUGAGGGAAGCCUCUACUCUAUAAAUUUGACAAAUUUUACACAUUUCUCUACUCCAAAAUAAGGAGAAUAGAGACGCCUAGUCAUACUAAGGAGAUGCCAAGGGAAGAGCUUGUUAUUCUCGACUGCUGGGUUAGCCCAUUUUGCAUGAGGGUGAAGAUAGCACUAGCCGAGAAAGGCCUAGAAUAUGAAGCCAGAGAGGAGGACUUGUUCGGCAAGAGCGAUUUGUUGUUCAACUCAAACCCCGUCUACAAGAAAGUUCCGGUGUUGCUGCACCAAGCCAAACCGUUAUGUGAGUCAACUAUCAUUGUUAACUACAUUGACGAGACCUGGCCUUCACCUCCGCUGCUCCCACCUUGUUCAUAUGGGCGAGCUCAGGCACGCUUUUGGGCUGACUUUAUUGACAAAAAGGUAUUUGAUGCAGGCUGUAAUAUAUGGAGAAGCAAAGGGGAGGCACCAGAGGAAGCUAAAAGGGAGGUCAUAGGGAUUUUGAAGCAGCUAGAGGAAGCCUUAGGGGAGAAGGCUUUCUUCGGUGGUAAUACAUUUGGAUUUGUGGACAUCAUAGCAGUCCCUCUAACAAGCUGGUUCUACGCCAUUGAGAAGUUUGGGAACUUUAAGGUGGAGGAUGAGUGCCCCAAAUUCUCAGCUUGGAUGAAGAGGUGCAUGCAAAGAGAGACUGUUGCCAAAGUUCUUCCAGACCCCGAAAAGGUCUAUGAAUUUCUCAUCAUGUUUAGGAAGAUGCAGGGCAUCGACUAAAGGAAUGCAUUCACCCACGCCCUCUUACUCUUCCCUCAUCUUGCUGCAGUUCGGACACCCUUUCUUCCCUCUCAUAAGUCAUAAGGAGGAGAAAAAUAAAUUAGGGGAAGCAAUAAUUGUCUUUUGAUUUGCUUUUAUCUUGGGAAAGUAUAAAUAAACUUCAUUGAUUAAAAUGACAAGGCCAGGCGAUGGUAAGUGAGGCGGUAGCGGUGCCCUCUGGAAUUGCUACGAGAAGCGAUUCACACUCAUUCUGAUGCCUUUCAG
Molecule: messenger RNA, 1500 nt
Organism: Theobroma umbraticum
Lineage: Eukaryota; Viridiplantae; Streptophyta; Magnoliopsida; Malvales; Malvaceae
Source: RefSeq, a predicted model, not a curated record